CAGUCCUUCCAAGAAACCAGUAGAUUCCAUAAAUAAAGAAAGAGAAAAUUCAACAUCGCCAGCACAUACUCUUCUCUCUUUCUCUUUGCUUUCUCUUUUUCUUUCCCCCCUUAUCAUCAUCAUCUUCUACAUUACCAAUUUGGGAAGAAAUUGACCCACUUUUCCCAGAGAUUGUUUGACUCAGAACAAGAACAAGAAGAAAAAGUGUUUAUUAGGGCUUUAAUCGGAAAACCCAGAUCCAGAGAUGAUGAAUCAGAAUCACAUUGAUGAUAUCCCAUCUACACCAGGCAAGUUCAAGAUGGAGAAAUCUCCAUACAACAUUCACAGACUCAGAUUUCAAUGGCAUUCUUCACUCGCCAAGCUUACUUUCUGGUCUUUCAUCUUCUUGGGUUUGAUCUUGAUCUUCUUCUACAGAUCACCUUCAACCUCAUCUUCAGAUUUCUCUCGUAGAUCUCUCCGUACAACUUAUCAAGGAGGACCCGAUUGGGAAAAACGGGUUCGUUCAUCCGCCAGAAUCCGUUCAAGGAACGGAAUGUCAGUCUUAGUCACCGGUGCUGCCGGUUUCGUCGGUACCCACGUCUCCGUCGCACUUAAACGCCGCGGCGAUGGUGUUUUGGGGUUAGAUAACUUCAAUAGCUACUACGAUCCAUCGUUAAAGAGAGCCAGACAAUCCCUUUUAGAUAGAUCGGGAAUCUUCAUCGUUGAAGGUGAUUUAAACGAUUUGAAUCUGUUAAAGAAGCUUUUCGAAGUUGUAGCGUUCACCCACGUAAUGCAUUUAGCUGCUCAAGCUGGAGUAAGGUACGCCAUGGAAAACCCUAGUUCAUAUAUUCAUAGCAAUAUCGCCGGAUUCGUUACUCUUCUCGAAGUAUGUAAAUCUGCAAACCCACAACCUGCAAUUGUUUGGGCAUCUUCAAGUUCAGUUUAUGGACUAAACACAAAAACACCCUUUUCAGAAAAAGACACAACAGAUCAACCGGCCAGUCUUUACGCUGCCACAAAGAAAGCCGGUGAAGAAAUUGCACAUACUUAUAAUCACAUUUACGGUCUUUCAUUAACAGGAUUAAGAUUCUUUACUGUUUAUGGUCCAUGGGGAAGACCAGACAUGGCUUAUUUCUUCUUUACAAGAGAUAUGUUGAAAGGAAAAGCAAUUCCAAUCUUUGAAGCUGCUAAUCAUGGAACUGUUGCUAGAGAUUUCACUUAUAUUGAUGAUAUUGUUAAAGGGUGUUUAGCUGCUUUGGAUACAGCUGAAAAGAGUACUGGUAGUGGUGGGAAGAAGAAAGGUGAUGCUCAAUUGAGAGUUUAUAAUCUUGGGAAUACUUCACCUGUUCCUGUUUCUGAUCUUGUUAGUAUUUUGGAGAAGAUUUUGAAAGUGAAGGCUAAGAAGAGGAUAACAAAGUUGCCUAGAAAUGGGGAUGUUCAGUUUACUCAUGCCAAUAUAAGUUUGGCAGAGAUUGAACUUGGGUAUAAGCCUUCGACUGAUUUGCAGACGGGUUUGAAGAAGUUUGCUAGAUGGUAUAUCGGUUACUAUGCUAAUGGUAAUGGAAAGAAGAACCAGCAAUGAUCUUGUGAAGAGUAAAAACCGAUUCGAUUUUUCUAUUCUAGGGUUUUCGAAUUCUUUGUUCUUUUUAAUGUUGUUUAUUGUAAUGUUUUUUUUUUGGGUUCCACUGUCGGACAUUGUUAUUGUUUGCCUGGAAUAACAGAGCCUUAUAAUAGAUCA
Messenger RNA from Impatiens glandulifera, 1717 nucleotides. RefSeq names its product UDP-glucuronate 4-epimerase 2. Bases 245 to 1561 code for a protein of 438 amino acids. Lineage: Eukaryota; Viridiplantae; Streptophyta; Magnoliopsida; Ericales; Balsaminaceae. The record is from RefSeq and is a predicted model, not a curated record. The transcript has a single exon.